GAGAGGAUAACAGCGGCUGAGGAUCGCAUCUGCAGCCCUAUGGAAAAUAUCCUGGCACAGAUGGAGCAGGAACGCUCAAAAUGAGGCUCACGCAAACUUUUCCUCUCUCUUUUUUUUGUGAAUUUCAACUUUGCUGCCCAAAGUGAUAUGUGAGCAGGAGAGUCCAGCCAUGAAGCUGAAUGAGACUGAGGCUCAGACACUGGCUCCAGAGCCAUGUGAGCAGCAGAUAUUGCAGGAGGACAACCCUGGCAACUCCAGCAGAGAUUCCAACAUGUCACUGCACUGCUGGCUGGAGCUCCUCACCAGGGAAUCUAUCAUGGAUUUUCCAGGAGACAACUCCAGCCUGGUGCUGCGUAUCAUGAUAGCGUGUGUCUACUCUAUAGUCUGUGCACUCGGGCUGGUGGGAAACUCGCUUGCUCUGUAUCUGCUGCACUCGCGCUACAGGCAGAAGCAGUCGUCCAUCAACUGCUUCGUGAUGGGUCUGGCCAUCACAGACCUCCAGUUUGUCCUCACUUUACCUUUCUGGGCAGUGGACACAGCCCUGGACUUCCGUUGGCCAUUUGGCCGUGUGAUGUGCAAAAUCAUCAGCUCUGUCACCACCAUGAACAUGUACGCCAGCGUGUUCUUCCUCACAGCUAUGAGCGUGGCACGAUAUUACUCUAUCUCCACUGCAAUGAAGAUGCACAGCAGGCGUGCAGCAGCUGCCAGAGCCAAGUGUACAAGCCUUGGCAUCUGGGCUGUCUCUCUGCUGGCCACUUUGCCCCACGCCAUCUACUCCACCAGCGCCCAGGUAUCAGAUGAGGAGCUAUGCCUGGUGCGCUUUCCAGACUCUGGCAGUUGGGAUCCGCAGCUUCUCUUGGGUCUAUACCAGCUGCAAAAGCUUCUGCUGGGCUUCCUCAUUCCUCUCAUCAUAAUUACAGUCUGCUAUCUCCUGCUACUGCGCUUGAUCCUCACCCGAAGAAUAGCCGGUGCAUCGAGCACAGAAAGUGAGCAAGGUCGGCAAAACCGGCGCUCCAAAGUAACCAAAUCCAUCAUCAUCGUGGUUCUCUCCUUCUUUCUGUGCUGGCUGCCCAACCAGGCGCUGACUCUGUGGGGGGUGCUCAUAAAGUUUGACCUUGUGCCCUUCAGCAAGGCUUUCUACAAUGUGCAGGCUUAUGCUUUCCCCCUGACUGUGUGCUUGGCUCACACCAACAGCUGCCUCAACCCCGUGCUCUACUGCCUGGUCCGCACGGAGUUUCGGGCCGCUCUCAAGGAACUUCUCCUCCACGCCACUCCAUCCUUCAGGAGCCUGACUCAUCUGCUGCGUCGCAAAGCCAAAGUGGCUGAGGCGCCGCCAGUGCUGGUGCUGGUCCAAAUGGAUGUCUGACAGGACGACUAGCUCACUGUGACGGAGCAGCAGAUGGAGUGAGGGACAAAGUGAAUAAGUGAAAGCUGCCCAUAUAAAACUUUUGAUCUGGAUCUAUUUACCAUGACGCUGCGUUUAUCUCAGCCCUGUCAGCCCCCCAUACAUCUGUGUGACUUUGAAAACAACACCAUCAUAAUGGACCACCCAUCGCUAUGCGCCCCAAUUUCAACGCACGCUCCAACAUUCACUGAGCGACUCUCUGGCUGUUUGUCUCGCUCUCUCUCUUCCUCUGACUGGCAGCCCUUGUACUGCUCCCUGGUAAACUCUCAUGAAUAUGUAUAGAUGUCGAUCACAAAUGAGAUUAAAAUAGUCGCAGCUCUCAGACAUCUCUGAGAUGAAUCAGCUCAAUCUGUUAGUAAACUACUAAUAAGGUAAUAGUUUGUUCUUUGGUGCAGUUGUGUACAAUGUUCGUUAAAAAGCAAACUAGAAAAAGUAGGCUAACUGUGUAUAUUUGCUAAAUCCAAAUGACAAUGAGAAGAAAUUAAAUAAAAAGCUUAUUGGUCCACAGUUGUUUGAAACUGAGACAAUACAGCGUAAGAGUGACGGCCACUUUACUGACAAUGGCUCUGGUUCCGGAAGUAAAUUUACCAUUUAUUUUCUAAAUUGAGAUCUUCUCCAGUCAUUAUAAUUGUCUGUUAUGUGUUAUACUGUUAAAGAGUUUUAAGCAAAAAAGAAACAGGACUGUGUAGAUAAUUGUUUAAGAGUGAAGGAACUACACAUCCCAUAACUCAUUCGGAAUGAUCGCUUUCCAAUGACUUAAUCUUGUUGUAGGGAUUUUCACCCCUUUGGACUUUUUCCCCCACUCUGAAAAACUGCAGCAUGUUAGAAAGGGAAAUCAUGGUAGCUCUGUGGUCAACAUAAUGAAACGCUAAACCAUCCAAUUGUAUUCGACAGGAUUUUCGCUGUUAUAUUUUCCAUGGUAACAGCAACCACACUCAUCACAGCUGUCAAUUGACAUUGUUUCACACUCUCGUAGCUUGUGGUAAGUCUACAUUGGAUGGUCACAAGGUUAUGGCUGAUUGUCAAAAUCUCUUUACAGAAAAUGAAAUUUUACCUGCAGAACCACGCUGUUGAGCUUAACAACAUCUGUGAAAUUUAACCAAUCAGCAAGUUCAUGUUUUAAUCCACUGAUCUGGCCAAUCACAACCAUUUAUCUAAAAUGGAGUUGAUUUGGGCGUCCAAUGGGAGUGCAGCAGCAGCAUAUUUAUUUUGGCUGAUGCUGCUGCUGCUGGUGUGGACAGACCUGUUGAAUCUGCCAUAGAGACUGUAUAAGAUGAGCUGAAUGAUAUAUUUUUUAUCCAAAAGAAGAACAAACAAACUGCACUUGCACUAGUUUUUAAUGCUGCUCUGCUUUACAUUACACCUUUCAUUGCUCUGAUCGGAUGAAGGCAUGUUGGUGACACCUCGUGGAAAAUAAAAUUAAACUGAAAUGUAUUAGAGUCAUUUGCAAUUUGAGUUGUUUAGUCUUGGUACAAAGUUUCAUGGCUCAAAUUGUGACAAAAUAAAACUAAGCAAAAUCAGUAGAAGUUAGAAGAUCUGAUAUAUCCUAUCCUUUUUCUAGACUAGUGCAGUGCACGUCAAACUGGCACAUGACAUCAUCCAAAGGCUGUUUCUCAUAGAUACCGAAGUAAAAGCAGAGGCAGGUUACAUUGGUUAGAAAGGUUACAAAGACUCUUCUGGACCAAUAGUGACGCACUGAUAUACAACAAAGGGUUCAGUAUAAUGAUUAUAUAGACGGUGAAUUGAAUGUGUCCUUGUGGAAACCUGCGAGAUCAAGAGAUGAGGUGGUUCAGUUUUGUAUUCUAUGCACAAAAAUAGGAAAAUGUCUUCUCUCUCACACACACACACACACACACACACACACACACACACACACACACACACACACACACACACACACACACACACACUUGGGUGCAUGUUCCUCAUUCAUGUAGAUUCGUGAGAAUGAAAAACAUAAUGAAUGAUUUAAAAUUUGCAUUAAAUUUACAUUGAAUGUGUGUCUUUGCAGCAUAUCAAAAUCAGGCCUGACAUAAAUCCAUAAAAAUAAAGCUUUUCUCAACAGCUCAGUCCACUGACUCCCCCCAUCAGUCGUUCCUUCUCCGUUAAUUCACAUUGUUUUGUAUUUUGCAGGAGCACAUAACCAAGUAAAACUGAUGUGACAAUGUGAUCUGCUGUGAUUAUGUCAUCUCUCUGUGUUCUGUAAUGACUGUGACUCUAAUCCUGAUCGGACAACUGCUGAUUUGAUGUUUCAAUGGUAAAAAAUGUAUUGACAGACACUAUGUAAAUGAAAUGUAGUAAAGAUUUCAUUAAAAAAAACUUGAGCAUGAA
Messenger RNA from Hippoglossus stenolepis (Pacific halibut), 3736 nucleotides. It is a transcript of the gene rxfp3.2b, whose product is annotated as relaxin family peptide receptor 3.2b. Bases 170 to 1366 code for a protein of 398 amino acids. Gene Ontology annotation, cellular component: membrane. Gene Ontology annotation, molecular function: G protein-coupled receptor activity. Lineage: Eukaryota; Metazoa; Chordata; Actinopteri; Pleuronectiformes; Pleuronectidae. The transcript has a single exon. The record is from RefSeq and is a predicted model, not a curated record. Gene Ontology annotation, biological process: immune response; G protein-coupled receptor signaling pathway.